Molecule: messenger RNA, 915 nt
Organism: Prunus dulcis (almond)
Lineage: Eukaryota; Viridiplantae; Streptophyta; Magnoliopsida; Rosales; Rosaceae
Exons: 1
Coding region: 1-915 (304 amino acids)
Source: RefSeq, a predicted model, not a curated record
AUGAUUAUUGAUGAUAAUCCCAAUGAUAGUGCCGGUGAAGCAAAUAAGAUUCAAAGGGAAAUGCUUACUUUUCAGUUUGUGUUUCACCCAUUCUUAAUGAAGGCUAUAUUGGGACUCACAAAUGAUGUGUCACAAGCAUUGCAAAAGAAAGAUCAAGAAAUUGUGAAUGCAAUGGCUUUGGUGAAAUCAUGCAAGGAAAAGCUACAUUGGAUGAGGAAUAAUGGGUUUGAUGCAUUGGUUGAAGAGGUGUCUUCAUUUUGUGACAAACAUCAUAUUGAUGUUCCUACCAUGGAUGAGGCCUUCGUACUUCCAGGGAGGUCAAGGCGUAAUGCUCCAAUAAAGACAAAUCGUCAUCAUUAUCGUGUGGAGCUCUUUAUUUAUGUCAUUGACGAGCAACUUACGGAGUUAGAUGAUCGUUUUAAUGAGGUAAAUACUGAGUUGCUUAUUUGUUUGGCAUGUUUGAGUCCAAAUGAUUCAUUUGUAGCUUUUGAUAAACAAAAGUUACUUCGUCUUGCUCAAUUUUAUCCUCAAGACUUUUCGUAUGGGGAUCUUUUGGCACUUGAUGAUCAACUUGAGCUUUAUAUUCAUUAUGUGAGUUCAAGUAGUGAUUUCUCUGACUUGCACGGGAUUGGUGAUCUUGCAAAAAAAAUGGUGGAGACAAGGAUGCAUCGAGCAUUCAAUUAUGUGUAUUUGCUUAUUACAUUGGCUCUAGUUUUACCGGUUGCUACUGCUUCAGUCGAGAGGGCAUUCUCCGUCAUGAAUAUUAUCAAAGGUCCACUUCGGAACAAAAUGGGAGAUCAAUGGUUGAGUGAUAGCUUGCUUGUUUAUGUUGAGAAGGAUGUUUUUGAUUGUAUUGAAAAUGAAGCUAUAAUGCUACGUUUUCAAAAUAUGAAACCUCGUCGUGGCCAAUUGUAA